Molecule: messenger RNA, 1229 nt
Organism: Ilyonectria robusta
Lineage: Eukaryota; Fungi; Ascomycota; Sordariomycetes; Hypocreales; Nectriaceae
Product: major facilitator superfamily domain-containing protein
Exons: 4
Coding region: 84-1229 (381 amino acids)
Biological process (GO): transmembrane transport
Molecular function (GO): transmembrane transporter activity
Source: RefSeq, a predicted model, not a curated record
AGCUCGUAGAAAUGAAACCUUCCUCCUCUCAACAACUUGGCAUUGUUAUUUGGUUGCGUCAUUAGCAUCGGCACCCUUGGAAAAUGACGCCCACCGUAGAGAAGUCGCCCGCCAACGUUGAGGCUGGAAAUGCCCAUGGAUCUGAAGGGGCUGAUAACGCUCGGCUGGCCGACCAUGAGGUCACAUGGGAUAGCCCCGAUGAUCCCGAAAAUCCCUACAAUUGGCCAUCCCAUCGGAAAAUCACCGUCGCGGUUGUCUGCUCUGCCAGUCAGCUUGUCACGACCAUGUCUGCAUCUGGCGCAAGCGUGGGUGUCACAUUGACUGGCCCGGUAAUGGCGGACAUGACCAGCGUUGGGCCCUAUUGUCGUGGUCUAGCUGCUCAGCAUUUGUGGUGGCCUUGGCUCUUCUGGAUCCUCUCCAUCUUUAAUGCCGUUUGCCUUGUGUUAGGCUUUUUUGUCAUCCACGAGUCAUACGCCCCGGUUCUCCUUCGACGAAAAGCCAAGAAACUUACGGCUGCGCCAAAUUCAUCUGGAGUUUCCACCAGAAUCAGGGCCAGAGCCUUCUUCAACGACGUAUUCGUCCGGCUCCGUCCCGCCAUUUCUCGACCUAUCAAUCUUUUUAUACACCGCCCAAUUAUUCAGCUCAUUGCCAUGGCCAUGGCCAUCGAGUUUGGCAUCUACACCUUGGUGCUCUCGACCUUUGCUUCUCUUUGGAUUACGCGAUACGACCAAUCUGAAACGGCAUCCAGUCUUCACUACAUUGCCAUAGCCCUUGGUGCGUUUGCUUGCGCCCAAGUUGGUGGGCGGCUAAUGGAUUUCAUGUGGCGCCGGACGACUGCGGCCCAGCCAGAUCAAGAGCCAACUCCAGAAUAUCGCAUUCCAUACAUCGUGACCGGUUUCAUCCCCGCGGUUGCCGGAUUGUUUUGGUACGCUUGGUCGGCGCAAAGUGGCUCUCAUUGGGCAGUGGUGGAUGUUGGCAUCUUCUGCUUCACUUGUGGAGCGUUUAUGUUCGCCCAAGGAAUGACGGCAUAUCUGGUAGACGAGUUCACCAGUACACGAGCCGCUAGCGCCAGUGCGGCGACUCGGCUUUGGACAUACAUCCUCGGAUUUAUCUUUCCCAUUUUUGCACCACAACUGUAUAAAAAACUUGGCUAUGGUUGGGGAAACAGUCUAUUGGCUUUCUUAUUCGUUGCACUUGGAGCUCCAAUCGUCUUGAUCAUUUGGCUCUGA